AUGGCCAUCACAGAGUUUCCAGCCUUGGUAGAAAAGGCGAAGGUUGUAGAGCGGCUAGAGAGCGUCGGCAAGCCGGCGAAGACUAUUGGUGGGCCAGUAGUGGUGCUGGUUAUCAAAGGAAGCCUUAUGACAGGCCCCAACAACAAGGGGGUUCUGCCACAAGGAAAUCUGAUGAGAGAGCUUCGAGUGACGCUCAGGUUGUUAGAUGUUAUCGGUGUGGUGGGCCACAUAUUAGCAGAGACUGCACUUCUACACAGUCUAGGUGUUUUAGGUGUAGCAAAUUGUGCUCGAAGAGAGUUGUUAUUUCCUCAAUUGGAGGAUGAUGUGUUAUUAUCAGCAGGUCAGGCUGAGCAGUUGAUGGGAGAUGGAGCUGAAUGCUUCAUGUUGUUUGCUGCCUUGAGUGUUGAGACGGAGAGGGCCAUCACUGGGAUUAAGAUUGUCAAUGAGUUUCCUGAGGUGUUCCCAAAUGAUGUAUUGGGAUUGCCACCUAUGCGAGAUGUUGAGUUUAGCAUUGAUCUGGUGCCAGGUGCAGGGACAGUAUCAGUGGCUCCUUAUAGGAUGGCUCUAGCUAAGUUGGUAGAGCUAAAGAAGCAAAUUGAGGAAUUGUUGGAAAAAUAG
Molecule: messenger RNA, 618 nt
Organism: Cajanus cajan (pigeon pea)
Lineage: Eukaryota; Viridiplantae; Streptophyta; Magnoliopsida; Fabales; Fabaceae
Source: RefSeq, a predicted model, not a curated record